Molecule: messenger RNA, 1458 nt
Organism: Penicillium lagena
Lineage: Eukaryota; Fungi; Ascomycota; Eurotiomycetes; Eurotiales; Aspergillaceae
Product: glycosyltransferase family 4 protein
Exons: 1
Coding region: 1-1458 (485 amino acids)
Molecular function (GO): glycosyltransferase activity
Source: RefSeq, a predicted model, not a curated record
AUGGAAUCAUCGCCGCUGCUAGGCCAGGCUGACGCCGCCGAGGACAGCUUCCCCAGCAUCCUCGAGGGCAAGCGCAUCUUACUAGCCACCGAAUCCUGGGGUCCUGUCAAUGGAGUCAGUCGCACAACCCGCAGCCUGGUCGAGUACUUGCGCGCCCAUGGCGUCGACCUGGUACUCGUUGCACCCCGGUUCCAGGGCUCUAUCACGCUCCAAGAACAGCAGCACCCGCAGGACCGUCGUCUGCCCGGCUCGCCGCUACCUUAUAACCCCGACCUGACGGUCGUCUACCCCUUCCAUCUGCGCGAGGUCUACUCGCAACCCUCGGUACCUGACCUGAUCUACCUUGCCAGUCCCGCCUCGCUGGGUUUCCAGUUGCUGCUGCAUAUCCGGCAGCUGCGCUCUCCGCCACCGGUCGUGCUGAACUUCCAAACGGAUCUGUCUGCCUACUCGGAGAUCUUGCUGCCGGCCCCGUUAGACCGUUUCGGUGUCUGGCUGUUAGCGACAGUGCAGGGGUAUCUGUUUCGCACUGCAGCCGUGCGCACCAUCUUCUAUCCGUGCUCGGCCAUCGGCCGAUACCUCGAAAGUGCCGGCGCGCCUACCAAUCGAUUGGUCCAGCUGGGUCGCGGCGUUGACACCACCUUGUUCACGCCAGCGCAGUGCGAUAAGGACUAUCGGCGCGAGAUCGCGCCAAACGGGGAAAUCAUUCUCGUCUGCGUCUGCCGCAUCGCUCCGGAGAAAGGAUUUGAAUUCCUGGCGCAUGUUGCACAACGGCUGGCGGCAGCCAAGGUGCCUUUCAAGUUGUUGAUAGUGGGAGGCAACCGAAACCCAGCAGUGGAGAACAACGUCCAGCGAUUGUUCGACGUCGUGCGCAGCCAUGUUAUCUUCACGGGCUUCUUGACCGGGGUUGCGCUAGCCCGCGCCUAUGCCUCAUCCGAUGUCUUCUUGCACUGCUCGAUCACCGAGACGUUUGGCCUGGUCGUGCUGGAAGCCAUGGCCAGUGGGCUCCCGGUCAUCGCACGAGAUCAAGGCGGACCAUCUGAUAUCAUCCGUCACGGAAAGACUGGGUACCUGGUUCCCCCGAGUGACUUGGAUCAAUUUACUGCCUUGGUCCGAGAGGUCUCCCAGGAUGGUUCGCGACGGGAAGCGCUAGCUGUGGCGGCACGGCAGUAUGCUGACGAUACAACGUGGGAGAAGAUCAAUCGGCGGGCGGCCUGGCAGAUGGCCGCUGCUUUGAAGCAUCACGAUCCGGAGUCGGAGGGAUUGCGGUCAAAGAUGCCGCCGAGGAUUAUUGGCACGGCUAUUGAACAAGCGCGUCUGAUGUUCACCGUGGUAAUCGUCUACUUCUUUUGGCUGAUCGCCGUGGUGCCACUCAUUGUACAUGGCAAUCGAAUGGUGCCUCGGGCGUGGCAGGCGCUGUGCCUCCAGCUUCGCUGCUGUGCACGUAGAGCUCAUAAUUGA